This is a messenger RNA of Ambispora gerdemannii, 714 nucleotides long. The record is from the annotation of a GenBank genome assembly. NCBI's taxonomy places the organism in Eukaryota, Fungi, Glomeromycota, Glomeromycetes, Archaeosporales, Ambisporaceae.
AUGGUUCAACUAAACCCACCCACAGACGCGUCUACGCGUCGUGGCGCUUUUAUAGUAUUCGAAGGGUGUGAUAGGGCCGGGAAAUCAACUCAAGCUGCUAAACUUGUAGAAUAUUUACAAAAGCGGCAUAAACAGCCAUCAUUAAAGUCUCUGGGUGUGGGUGUUGGAGAAACUUUUACCAAUAAUUUGAAAGAAAGUGAAACUAUGACUGAUAAAGCCAAAGUCGCGCAGUUAUGGAAGUUUCCUGAUCGUACUACACAUAUUGGAAAAAUGAUUGAUGGAUACCUCAAAAACACCAAAGAUUUAGAUGAUCAUGUUGUGCAUUUAUUGUUCUCGGCUAAUCGUUGGGAGUGUAUGACCGCCAUCAAGAACAUCUUGCUGAGCGGUACCACCCUUGUAGUUGAUCGAUACGCGUACUCGGGGGUAGCAUUCUCUGCAGCAAAAGAUCUUGAUAUUAAUUGGUGUAAAUCAUCAGACAUCGGAUUGCUUACGCCCGAUAUCGUAUUCUUUAUGGAUUUGGAACCGGAAGAAGCGGUCAAACGUGGUGGAUAUGGAAAAGAACGAUACGAGAAACUGGAAUUUCAAAAGAAAGCUCGAAAGAUUUUCUUAGAUUUGAAGGAUUCUUCGUGGAAGGUAUUGGAUGCACGUCAAACGAUCCCCGAACUCCAUCAACAAAUCUUCGAAACUGCAGAAGAAAACAAUCUCAUAAUUUAA